UAAGAGAGUAACUGCAAGGGGAGGAUGCAAUUCAUAACAGACCGGUGGAACCAUGAGAAGGUAUGAAUUCUCCAUCUUUAAAAGGCCACCCAUCACCAAAUCAGUUAAACAAUGAAUCAUCACAAUGGCAGGUUCCAUGGUGCCUUUCAUUCUGCUCGUAGUUGCCGUCGUUUCCCAAUGCUCUUCUGCUCAGCAUGGAAGGAAUCAGAAAGCAGCCAUGGUCGUUGGCACCGUUCUCUGUGACACCUGUUUCCACCAACAACUUUCAGGCAACAGCCGCUUCAUCUCAGGUGCAACUGUUGCAAUAGAGUGUGGUGAUGAAAAACAGAGCUUCAAUUUCAUAAAAGAAGUGCAGACAGACAGGCACGGAAAGUUCAGGGUGGAGUUGCCGUUUUCCGUCAGCCAUCAGACGACAAGAAUCAGGAGCUGUUCUGUGAGUUUAGUCAAGAGCAACGAGCCUUACUGUUCUGUGGCAUCCAUGGCGACCACCUCUUCACUCGGCCUCAAGUCAAGAAAAGCAGGGCGCCAUGUCUUUUCUGCAGGUUUCUUCACCUUCAAGCCUCUACAGCAGCCUGACCUGUGUUACCAGAAGCCGACCAUUACUUCCACCUCAAAGUAUGAUGUUCCACGUUUCCCUUUUGUCCCCCAACCAAACCCACCAUCAGCAGCACGGAACCCAGCUUUCCCUUUGCCGCCAUUGCUGAACUUGCCAUAUUUGCCACCACUCCUGAACCUGACACUUCCCCCGCUGAUAAGUAUAGCCCCACCUCAGCCACAAUCAUCAAGGCCAUCAACGAAGUUCGAAGGGCAAGAAUCAAAGUCAGUAAACUCCAAUCGCUUCAGUUCACCGCCUGCAAUUCCAUGAACUCAUUGCCAGAAUCCUCCCCCUUCUUUACGACUACAGUAGAACCACCGGUACCUCAGUCAUAGCCUUCAUCCUUCCACACCUCCGUUCCCUAAAACCAAGUUAAGCCCUUUGCAUGUCCACCCAGCCCUCCCACAUGAGGACUCAUAUGGGAUAAAAAUGAAGCAACUGUACGCCAUUGAGGGAUAAAAGAUUCAUAUUUCCUUCACAGAGGUGCAAAAGAUGGGUCCCAUGAAACCCGUCCCUUUGGUACAUGUGUUUAUCUAUAUUACAAAUAAAGUACAGGCUCCAUGGAUCAACAAGAAUAAACAUUCAUUGCGCUUUC
Molecule: messenger RNA, 1190 nt
Organism: Nymphaea colorata (pocket water lily)
Lineage: Eukaryota; Viridiplantae; Streptophyta; Magnoliopsida; Nymphaeales; Nymphaeaceae
Exons: 2
Coding region: 125-865 (246 amino acids)
Source: RefSeq, a predicted model, not a curated record